CCGGACUGGGCUGUCCGCCCUGCAAUACAUAAGGCGAUGCAGGGAGGCGGCGCUACGGAAAGAGCCGCUGCAGCCGCCUCCGAGAAGUCGCAGGAACCGCCGGAAGGACGCGCAAAGAUGGUGAAGACCGUGGGCAGCCUGACGGAAUUUCAGGCAGAAUUGACAAAUGCUGGUGGAAAGCUCAUAGUCGUCGACUUCUCUGCCACAUGGUGCGGACCAUGCAAAAUGAUCAAGCCGUUCUUCCACAGUCUUCUCGAAAAGUAUCCGGAUGUAGUGUUUAUUGAAAUCGACGUGGAUGAUGCUCAGGAUGUUGCCGCUCACUGUGACGUCAAGUGCAUGCCAACAUUCCAGUUCUACAAGAACAAUCAAAAGGUGCAUGAAUUCUCUGGAGCGAACAAAGAGAAGCUGGAAGAAACCAUCAAGAAUCUAAAGUAACCUAACCCACAGAUUCCUAAAUCAUAAAAAAAGUGCUGACUGUUAAAUUAUAGCCUUUUCUACAUAAUGAACUGAUCAAGUUAGAUCAUGUAUCCAAAUACACUUUUGACUCGUUGGCCUGUAAAUGAGAAGAAUAAAAAUGUAUAAAACGGG
Messenger RNA from Podarcis muralis (Common wall lizard), 588 nucleotides. Its product is annotated as thioredoxin. NCBI's taxonomy places the organism in Eukaryota, Metazoa, Chordata, Lepidosauria, Squamata, Lacertidae. The record is from RefSeq and is a predicted model, not a curated record.